UCCACAAACAUCGUAUGAAAUUUAGAAGAAAUAUGGCAGCCAUAUCUCUUGAUCCAAGGCUUAACCUCCAAGCAACUAAAAACCCUAACCAACAUGGAGUUAUACUUGAAGAAAUCGAAGGCCUCAUCCGAGUUCACAAAGACGGAUACGUCGAAAGGCCUCUGAUGAUCCCAAGUGUCCCCAGCACUCUAGCUCUACCACCUGGUGUCGAGGCCAAAGAUAUUGUUAUUGACAAAUUUACCAACUUAUGGGCACGCAUUUAUGUUCCAAGCCACCCGGGAAACCUCCCCGUGAUUGUCUACUUCCACGGCGGUGGAUUCUGUGUUGGAUCUGCUGCUUGGAGCUGUUACCAUGAGUUCCUGGCCAAACUUGCUUCACAAGCAAGUUGUGUCAUCAUCUCUGUGAAUUACCGUUUAGCCCCUGAAAGCCGUCUCCCUGCUGCUUAUGAUGACGGAUUCAAAACCCUUAUGUGGGUAAAACAAAAAGCUCUGAGUGAGUCUAGUGAGCAAAAAUGGUGGUUAAGUAAGUGCAACUUGUCCAGCUUGUUCAUAGGCGGUGACAGUGCAGGGGCUAACAUAGCCUACAAUGUCACCACACAGGUAGGUUCACGUGACCCCUCCAUUUUAAGGCCAUUAAGUCUCAAAGGCACCGUCUUGAUCCAACCCUUUUUUGGAGGAGAGGCUCGAACUUGGUCCGAAAAAUGUGCAACUCAGCCACCAUACUCCGCCCUAAGUCUGUCAAGUUCAGACACAUAUUGGCGGCUGUCUCUUCCGUUAGGGGCCAGCAGAGAUCAUCCGUGGUGCAACCCUCUAGUGAACGCCGGUGUGGCCAAAUUACGCGAUUUAAGGCUCCCGAGCAUGAUGGUAUGCGUAUCAGAAUUGGAUAUAUUGAAGGAUGGGAAUUUUGAGUUGUGCAACGCAUUGAGUAGCAUUGGGACGAGGGUGGAAACUGUACUGUACAAAGGAGUUGGACAUGCAUUCCAAGUUCUGCAUAACUCUCAGCUAUCUUAUUCACGGACACAAGAAUUGAUAUCUCGCAUCAAGGCCUUCAUGAUCAAGCAAUAAUAGCUAUUUCAUGGAUUUCUUUUUCUAGUUCGAUAUUUUAUUAGGGUAUUAUUUGUAUAUUAUGCUGAAAGUAACUUAUCAUUGAAGCUUGUUAAUUAAUGUAUUAUAUAAUU
Molecule: messenger RNA, 1177 nt
Organism: Malus domestica (apple)
Lineage: Eukaryota; Viridiplantae; Streptophyta; Magnoliopsida; Rosales; Rosaceae
Product: probable carboxylesterase 17
Molecular function (GO): hydrolase activity
Source: RefSeq, a predicted model, not a curated record